Molecule: messenger RNA, 1078 nt
Organism: Andrographis paniculata
Lineage: Eukaryota; Viridiplantae; Streptophyta; Magnoliopsida; Lamiales; Acanthaceae
Product: mitochondrial outer membrane protein porin of 34 kDa-like
Exons: 6
Coding region: 81-911 (276 amino acids)
Biological process (GO): monoatomic anion transmembrane transport
Cellular component (GO): mitochondrial outer membrane
Molecular function (GO): voltage-gated monoatomic anion channel activity
Source: RefSeq, a predicted model, not a curated record
AUUAAUGCCACCGAGCCAUCGUUCGUGCAUUUCUCUAACUUUAUACAAUUUGGUUUCUCAGCUGUAGGCUUAACAAAGACAUGGGGAAGGGUCCUGGGCUCUACUCCGAAAUCGGAAAGAGAGCUCGAGAUCUUCUUUAUAAGGAUUAUCAGGGCGACCAGAAGUUUACAGUCACCACCUACUCUCCUAGUGGAGUUGUUCUUACUUCAACAGGAACUAAGAAAGAUGACCUGUUUCUGGCUGAUGUCAAUGUGCAGCUCAAACAAAAGAAUAUCACCACUGAUAUUAAAGUGGACACAAGCUCUAAUCUCUUUACUACUGUAACAAUUGAUGAGCCUGCUCCUGGACUGAAGACAAUUCUGACCUUCAAAGUUCCCGAUCAACGGUCUGGAAAGUUAGAACUUCGAUACUUGCAUGACUAUGCCGGAAUAUCCUCAAGCAUCGGGUUGACACCUAACCCUGUCGUUAACUUCUCUGGUGUUCUGGGAAACAACAAAUUUGCUGUGGGAAGUGAUGUGGCAUUCGACACUAAGGAAGGUGCAUUUACCAAAUACAACUUCGGAGCUAGCUUUACCAAUACCGAUCUUAUUGCUGCUUUGUCUGUGAAUGAUAAGGGCAACACGUUGAGCGCAUCGUACUACCAAUUGGUGAAACCUCUAACCAAUACUGCAGUGGGUGCCGAGGCGACGCAUAGCUUCACAAGCAAUGAGAACACGCUGACCAUUGGCACACAAUAUUCGCUCGACCCGUUAACCACUGUGAAGGCCCGGAUGAACAACUCCGGCAAGGCUAAUGCUCUCCUCCAGCACGAAUGGCGUCCUAAGUCCCUCAUCACUCUGUCAGCCGAGGUCGACACCAAGUCCAUCGACAAGAAUGCCAAGUUUGGGUUGGCUCUGGCUCUCAAACCAUGAGCGGUGGAAGUCUGUAGCUGGCAAAUUCUAGAUGCUUUUUGGGCUUAUUUUGAUUUCUCAUAACUCACAUUUUUAUCAUUCAUUCCAUUGUGGCUUCUGAUUUCAAGAGUGUCUUUUUUGUUAAAUUUGAUUUUAAGCAUUGCAUGUGUUUUUGCCCAUUUAUUAUA